This is a messenger RNA of Botrytis byssoidea, 471 nucleotides long. RefSeq lists its product as uncharacterized. The coding region runs from base 1 to 471 and encodes 156 amino acids. The transcript has 3 exons. The record is from RefSeq and is a predicted model, not a curated record. NCBI's taxonomy places the organism in Eukaryota, Fungi, Ascomycota, Leotiomycetes, Helotiales, Sclerotiniaceae.
AUGCGUGGCUUGAGCAAGCUCGACAAAUUGAAAGAGUUGCUUGCCAAUAUAAAUAACUUCGCCGAGAAGAACGUUCAGGCUCUUUUGGCCGCAGCGGCACGGAAGUUUCAAACACCUAUCGUUGAUUUCCUCCUCUCGACAUUUCCGUCUAUCCCUGUCGAAGACGAAGUUAUCGAGCAGCCGUCUACGUACGAUCCACAGACCUCUUUUCGGUUCUUCUUUCCAACGGUCCAGCAUACAUCAAUCGCCAAUUCGACGAACGGGGUACGCACAUUACAUCAGCUUCCACUUGAGUUUUUGGAGUUUUCGUUGAAGGCAGGCGCAGAUCCAGCUCAGAACCCAGAUUUUGCUCUUCCUCAGUUGAUAAGCGUAGCAGGGUUCUAUGGCGACAUUAGAGUCCCAGAGGCUUUGUUGAAGUAUGGCGCAAGCGUGGAGGGCUUUGAUCAGGAGAUCGAGGCCGCGUUGAAGUAG